Messenger RNA from Paramecium octaurelia, 555 nucleotides. The record is from the annotation of a GenBank genome assembly. Lineage: Eukaryota; Ciliophora; Oligohymenophorea; Peniculida; Parameciidae.
AUGAAUGAUCAUCUAUAAAGAAUACAUAAUGACACCAUUAAUAGUGCUUACGUCUCCUUUGCUAAACGCUACAAACCCAGAAAUGCCUCUCUAGCUCAAUAGCAUGAUAUUAAUAACAUUGCAAUAUAAAUUUAACCUUCUAAGAAAAGAGUUAAACCUCGAUAUUUGACUCCAACCAGAAAUGUUCAGUCAUUCCAAGACCGCAUUGUCGCCUUGCCAGUCAUAUCUUCAAGCCCAAAAAGUAAGUAUUACGUUUCCAACUUAUUCGCUCCUCCCGAUUGCAAACAAAAGGAUCCCUACUUUAAGGAUUGGAAUUAAAAAUUUGAACAUUUAGUUUGUGGAACCCUUCGUAAAUUCAACCUCAACCAAGAGCAAAAACUAUUUAACUAAUCAUUCACACCAGAGGAGCAACUCUAAAUGAUUAAAGUAUUCAAAGAAAAACCACCAUAUUAAUUUACAAAAAAAAAUAAAUAGCGAACAUCCAAAAACAAGGAUCUUGACGAAGAUUUCGCUAUUCACGAUAUAUCUUAAUAUUUUUAUAAACUCUAGGAUUGA